ACGAUCUAGAAAAAGAGACACCAUAUAUUAAUGACAUAUUAAACUCAAACACCUACAACGACUGGCAUAAAAUAAAAGAUAAAUACGAAAACAGAAUUGACUUUAUACCGAGACACUUAAGGAAUAAAGUUAUCAAAUACAUAGAUAUUAUCUGUUUCACACCAAUAUACUACGAGAUAUACAACCCAAACGACCAACUGUUAAACAAAAGAAAAUUAUUGAUGAACCAAGAACAACUUGAAGAAUUACAAAAUAUAAAUCACGGAAUAAUAGAAUUUACUACCUUCAUAGAAGAAAUAAAAAAUCGAUUAAAAUUCCUGGAAGAAAGAAUACGAAUAUCAGAAACACUAUUUGAAGAAGAAUUCUAUACGACAGAAAGGAUACGAGAAAAUUUAGGAUUCGAAUACGUGAGAACAAUCGAAUCACGGAACAACAGAAACGUGGGACAAAACCAAAAAGCAAUCUUAGCAAGAUUACAAUUUCAAAUAUUCCAACAAAUAGAACCUGCAGAAGAAAGAAAUACUAAAGAACAAUUAGUAACAAACCUAAAAAGAAAGACAGGAUUCAUGGAACAUAAUACUAACAUCAAGAUGAACCAACCAGAAGAAUAUAAAUUCGUAUCCACUCAAACCCAAGAAAAACUAAUGAAAACAGUAUUAGGAGAAGAAAGAUAUAACAAUGAAUUGGACAAGAAAAAGUUUUUAAUCGAAUUACCAACACUAAUGACUCAGGAACAGAUUAAAGAAUUUUGGAAUGAAGAUAUUAAUAUAGAACCAACAAUUAGAAAAAUGGAACCAACGAGAACAACAUACCAAAGUAAAACGAUUUCAAAAUUACUACGAAGAAGAGCGAAAACGGAAUUGAUGAUACCCAUCAGUAAAAUAUAUAAACCGUUACCAAAAUAUCAAGAACUAAUCCAAAGACUUGACUUAAAAAUCAAUGCCAAAAUCAUCAUAACAACAGGAGCCGUAGCUGCUGGAAAAACAACAUUUACAAAAAACCUUGAACGAUAUCUUGAAGAAAAACACCAAAAAAUAAUUAGAGUAGAAGGAUUACCAGAUGAAAUAUCCGAAUCGCUAGCUUUGAUGAACAAGAAUAAAGAAAAAUAUGCGUUUACACGACAAAUGUGCAUACUUGAGGAAUACCAGAAAAAAUGGUAUCAACUAAAAAUGAUAACAGAAAUUGACAAAUCAACUUAUAUCCUUAUGGAUCGAACAUUCAUGGAUACCAUCAUCUUUGAGAACAUCUACAUCGAAAAUCCCGAAGAGAGGAAAAUUCUUGAAAACAUUCGACAACAAUUAAAAGAAGCAUUAUUCUCGAGUAACCCACUAGUAAUUUAUUGCAAACCAAAACUUGAAAAAUUACUAGAAAGACAUCUCAAAAGAAAAGAAGAACAAAACCUAACUAAAGAUAAUGUCAAUACAAAAUAUCUCGAAGAAAUAUACCAUUCUUAUGAAAAAAAUAUUUUGGAAGCAUAUCCAACUUAUAUUGAAAUCAAUAAUAAUCACGAAAAUCUAAAUGACAUGAUUAGAACCAUAAUUUCAGAAAGACCAACUAUUGGAAACUACAAACAAUUGGAAGAAGUUGACCAAUUACCAAAAGAAAUUAGCAUAAAGGAACACAGAAGAUAUACUGUGAUAAUACUAUAUAUCAUGGAAAAAAUAGGAAAGGGCGAUAUAAUAGGACCAAAAAUCCUAGCAGCACAAAGAACAGACCAAUGCAAAAUAUACCCGAACCAAUGGUCAUGCUUCGGAGGAAAAGUAGAACCAAAUGAAACAUACUUUGAAGGAAUUGUACGCGAAGCACAGGAAGAACUGAACCUAAAAAUAGAUCAAUCACGAAUGCAACUUAUCAUGAUACAUAAUUAUCAUUCACAUAAUCAAAGUGGAACAAAACCAUUAUAUAAUCAUGAAACCGAAACUGUACUCGAAACAAAUAGAGUAACCAUACCAAUUUGGCUAUAUCAUUUAACUGGAAGGGAGAAAAACUCUAUCAGGAACAAGGAACCGGAUAUCCAAACAAAUUUCAGAUACUUAUCACAAAAAGAAGUGCAACACUUAUGCUUUACGCCAACGAUCCACAUGAAUAAACAAAAACUAUUUGAAUUACUAAUACCAUAUUAUGAAAAUGAAUAUAUUACUAAAAAAGGAAAGAUCACAUACGACCCACAUAGAUUAGACCAAAAAAGGGAAUACGCCAAAGAAAAACCCUUACGCCAAAAUCAAAAGUAUACAAAAUAA
Ambispora leptoticha is the source of this 2240-nucleotide messenger RNA. The record is from the annotation of a GenBank genome assembly. NCBI's taxonomy places the organism in Eukaryota, Fungi, Glomeromycota, Glomeromycetes, Archaeosporales, Ambisporaceae.